Molecule: messenger RNA, 1037 nt
Organism: Elaeis guineensis (African oil palm)
Lineage: Eukaryota; Viridiplantae; Streptophyta; Magnoliopsida; Arecales; Arecaceae
Product: MADS-box transcription factor 50
Biological process (GO): positive regulation of transcription by RNA polymerase II
Cellular component (GO): nucleus
Molecular function (GO): DNA-binding transcription factor activity; protein dimerization activity; RNA polymerase II transcription regulatory region sequence-specific DNA binding
Source: RefSeq, a predicted model, not a curated record
UUUAUUUGUUUUGGGGGGUCAGGGGCGACGAAUAAGGAAAGGUUGGGUGGGGGGCAGUCCUUCGUGGUUCAAAGUCCUUCUCCUCCUUAAAAAGAAAGGGCCUCGCGGAAAACUCCACUCCAAUUACUCCCGUCUUCUUCUUUCCUUUUUUGGGUAUCAGCCGAGGAGGAGGAGGAGGAGGAGGCGGAGAUGGUGAGGGGAAAGACGGAGAUAAAGCGGAUAGAGAACGCGACGAGCAGGCAGGUGACGUUCUCGAAGCGGAGGAAUGGGCUUCUGAAGAAGGCGUUCGAGCUUUCGGUCCUCUGCGACGCCGAGGUCGCCCUCAUCGUCUUCUCCCCCCGGGGGAAGCUCUACGAAUUCUCCAGCACCAGCAUGCAGAAAACAAUCAAUCGCUAUAGAAUGCAUGCAAAAAGUGGCAUCAACAACAAUGAAGUAACGGAACAAAAUAUUCAGCAAUGCAAGUUUGAAGCUGCUAGCAUGUCAAGAAAAAUUGAAUCCCUUGAAGCCUCCAAACGGAAACUGUUAGCUGAAAGUUUAGAGUCAUGCUCUGUCGAAGAACUGCAUGAAAUAGAGGGUAAGCUAGAGCAAAGCCUACGAAACAUCAGAGGGAGGAAGAAUCAGUUACUAGGAGAGCAGAUUGCACAACUUAAAGAAAAGGAGCAGACCCUCGAGAAGGAGAACACAUUACUGCAAGAGAAGUGCAAGCUACAAUCUCAGCCACCACUAGCUGAUCUGGAGGAAGCUGAUCCAGACGAGCAAGAUGGUCAGCAUAAUGAGGUAGAGACAGAGCUGUACAUUGGAUGCCCAGGAAGAGGAAGGAUCAAUUGCAUGUCGCCAAGUUGAUGGACACACUCUUCAGUUCACCAUGGAGCAUGUAUAGAGGUGAAUAGCAUAUAUUGGCUAUACAUACCUAUGAACAAUAAAUAGUAUGCUGAUAUGCUGAAUUUUAUUGUUAUGCCGUACUAUUGCAAGAUGCAAUCAGAAUGAAUGAAAAAUUGAAUAAUGAAUGGAAUAGCUUGAGGAGGCGGAUUAGACAA